CUGAAAGUAACCAACUUGAGGUCAAUAAUUGAAAUUAUUUAAAAAUUAUUUAAAAUUUAAAAUUUCUUAUGAGAUUUAUAUUACACUUGUGCUUUGCUUUGAGUAAUUUCAAAGUUGCUCAUUUUACUAACGGUCGAAGAAAAGUCACUGAUCAGAAGGAUUGAAUUCAUACACAACAUACACAAGACUUGCUAAGACCCUGACUCUUAGUUUGUACAUAUUUUUAGUUCAAGUAUUUACAAGGUCAACAUUAUCUAGAUAUUUGUACAUUAUGAUAUCAGGGUUGUGCCGAACAGUCUUACGUAUUAGACGCGUGACAAAUAUAAACUUGGGCACAAAUGACAUUAGACAAUGUUAAGUUCAUAAUACGUAAACAUCAGAUACAUAAACAGAUUCUAUCUUCUUACUUCUGUCGAUCGACGUGAGACCUUGCUUGGGCAUAACAAGUCGGCUAACGAACGAGGACACAGCCAAAAGCUCUCAGUCAGAAGCUCUUUUGUCAGUGUGCAUUGGAUAAAGUGACAAAUACUGUACAAAGGAACAAUUCUAUUACACGAUGGAGGCAAUUAUUUCUUUUAUAUUCCACGAUCGCCUGACGAAGCCCAAGGAGGGUGCUUUUUUAAUCAAUAUUGUGGAAAGUCGACUGCAACGGAAGAGCAAAUCUAGAAUUACCGGGAAAGUCAAGCCAACGACGGAGAGCGAUACAACGAUGAAGGCCAGCGAAAAACAUAUAAAACUUAUAAAAACAUCGGUUGAAACAAUAAAGAAGUACGAUGAGUGUCCAGCUGCCCAGAUGCUCGAAACAAUCAAAUCGUUAGAAGAGGAUGCAGCAAUUCUUGCUACUGCUACUGCGACUCCAAACCUUGAUGAGACGUUAUCGCUCGCGAUAAUUCAUCUCAACAUAGGUUUGUUGUGCAUGAGGGACCCCAAACCAGACAAACUGGCAACGAGUGAAAAAUAUUUCAAGUCGACUAUAGACUCCUUACAUGGACAUGAGAAGAAUCGGAAAGUUAUUUUAAUAAGUCUAAUAGCAUUCAACGCAUGGUACAUAGUGUCGCAGAAGACAAAGAAUACAGAAAAUUGUUAUAAACAGCUAAAAGGAGCACUGAAGGUAUAUAUGGAGUAUACAAAAGGUGACUAUCUCGAACCUAUUGACAUCGUGAGUAGCAUUUGCACUGAAGAUGAGGAAACGUCAACACCGCAGAAAUCUUACUUGGACAGACUUCACGUAGCAACUAUAGAAGGCUUAGUAUUCUUGAAUAACUCUGAAUCUAAUUUCUCUCAAUCUAUGCACAGCUUUGAAACGUAUAUCCAUAUUGUAUUGAAAGAAGAAAUAGGACAUAGAGAAGAGUUUUCACCUUCGGAACAUGCUAAUUGGAUUUUAGCUUCAUUUCAUUUAAGUAAAUACUUCAUAGAUUAUAGUCGCUUUGCUGAAGCCAAACAUCAUUUAACUGCUGCUACGUACAUGCGGGACAAAUAUAACAAAAUGAAAAUUUCUCCGCAAGACCAAAUCCAAGAGCGCAAUGAAAAAAUUGAAAAGAUAAAGUCGGAGAGUGUUAAAACAUGGAUACACUAUGGAUUUGUGCUAUUGCGUUUAUCGGUAGAGAAAUUACGAAUGUAUGCACUGUUAAAGGAAACCGAAGCGGAUGAACUAUUCAAAAAGUUCAAGAAAGAAAUUCCUGAGAAAUAUGCAUCAAGUUUUACGUUUCCUGGUUUGAGGAAAGUGCUGGAACCAUAUGCCACCAAGGUUACAGAUAAGUACGUGACAUGUUAUGAUGAUGCUUACACACUUUUUAAAAAAGUCAAGGAGUGGAUUGAGACGAGAGAGAAAGUGGAAGACAUAAACGAGAAAGGAAAACUGAGGCUAAGGCUGUCGAGAAUGUAUGGAUAUUUAGCAUUUUUUGAGGACAGAGAGGACAUGAUCGAAACACAUCAAACCCGAUUUGAGCUUUUAAACAAUUUUAUUACCAACACUGAAAAAAAAGAGCUACAGAAAGAUACGCUUCUUUCCAUUUAUCUUCAGAUGGCAGUUAUUAACGUUAUGCGUUUGGAUAUGUUUGAUGAAGACAUGAAAUACAAUAAUGAAAACUUAAGCGAAGACCAGGCAGAACGCUUGAAACAAUUAGCAGCUCAGGUCAAUACGUACUUUGUGAUGGCUUUAAACACACAUUCGAGUCUCAUCCAAGGAUAAAAGCGAAAAUGACGAGUUAACAUCCUUAUUUAUGGUAUGUAGGUUAUACGUAAACAUCAAAAGGUUUCCAAUGUAAUGUUACAAAUAGAGAACACCGGAGGAUGUCGAUGCACGUACUUGCUUUAAAUUUUUAUUUUUAAUCAAUCUUUAAUUUUUAACUCUAAAUAACAAAAAAAGCCAAACACUUUAUAUUUUAUACUUGUAUUCAUGUAUCUCUAAACGACGAAAGCCAAACACUUUAUAUCUUAUACUUGUAUUUAUGUAUCAAUAAUUUAUCUCAAUACGAAGAGUUCUUAAUAAAGAUAUUAUUUUAAUAAAA
This is a messenger RNA of Ooceraea biroi (clonal raider ant), 2510 nucleotides long. Its product is annotated as KIF1-binding protein homolog. Lineage: Eukaryota; Metazoa; Arthropoda; Insecta; Hymenoptera; Formicidae. The record is from RefSeq and is a predicted model, not a curated record.